GCCCUGGUCCUCCGCAGCCUCCGCCCGGCGGCGUCUGUGUGCACUCGGCCAGGCCAGCCCGCCGCCGCCGCCUCGCCUGUGCCCCCGCCCUGCCGCCCCUUCUCCGCCCAGCGGCCGCCUCUGUGGUGGAAGCAGCCCGAACGAGACCACUCAAGGUGAAGGAUAUCUACUAAUACCAGCACUUUGAAUGAAAAUUUGUUUCUCUGCCACAAACUGAACUCUUGUUUGUGUCGGGGGGUGGGGAGUUGAAACACAAACCUAAUUUUGUGGCAUAGCAGCUAUGCAGCUUGAAAUCCAAGUAGCACUAAAUUUUAUGAUUUCAUAUCUGUGCAAUAAGCUUCCCAGGAGACGUGUCAACAUUUUUGGUGAAGAGCUUGAAAGACUUCUUAAGAAGAAAUAUGAAGGGCACUGGUAUCCUGAAAAGCCAUACAAAGGAUCAGGGUUUAGAUGUAUACACAUAGGGGAGAAAGUGGACCCAGUGAUUGAACAAGCAUCCAAAGAUGGUUUGGACAUUGAUGAUGUUCGUGGCAAUCUGCCACAGGAUCUUAGUGUUUGGAUUGACCCAUUUGAGGUUUCCUGCCAAAUUGGUGAAAAGGGACCAGUGAAGGUGCUUUAUGUGGAUGAUAAUAAUGAAAAUGGUUGUGAGUUGGAUAAGGAGAUCAAUAACAGCUUUAACCCAGAGGCCCAGGUUUUAAUGCCCAUAAGUGACCCAGCCUCAUCAGUGUCCAGCUCUCCAUCGCCUCCCUUUGGUCACUCUGCUGCUGUAAGCCCUGCCUUCUUGCCCGGGUCUACUCAGCCUUUAACCUUUACCACUGCCACUUUUGCUGCCACCAAGUUCGGCUCUACCAAAAUGAAGAAUAGUGGCCGAAGCAACAAGGUUGCACGUACUUCUCCUAUCAACCUCGGCUUGAAUGUGAAUGGCCUCUUGAAGCAGAAAGCCAUCUGUUCCUCAGUGCACUCUCUGUAUGGGCUUGGCCUGGGUAGCCAGCAGCCACCACAGCAACAGCAGCAGCCAUCCCAGCCACCACCUCCACCGCCACCACCACAGCAGCAGCAACAGCAAAAAACCUCUGCUCUUUCUCCUAAUGGCAAGGAAUUUAUUUUUCCUAAUAUGCAGGGUCAAGGUAGUAAUACCAAUGGAAUGUUCCCAGGUGACAGCCCCCUUAACCUCAGUCCUCUCCAGUACAGUAAUGCCUUUGAUGUGUUUGAGGCCUAUGGAGGCCUCAACGAGAAGUCUUUUGUAGAUGGCUUAAAUUUUAGCUUAAAUAGCAUGCAGUAUUCUAACCAGCAAUUCCAGCCUGUUAUGGCUAACUAAAAAAAGAAAAAAUGUAUCUUACAAGUUAAAAUGCUCGGGCCCAAGGAGGAUUUUUUUUUUAUAACCUCCUUGAGAUCUUUUUUUUUUAAAGCUUAUAGUAAGGAUACAUUCAAGCUUGGUUACAAAAAUAAAACAUGCAUCAUUUUUCAUUGCCAACCAAGCACAAAGUUAUUUUAUACUGACUGUAUAUUUUAAAGUAUACUCUCAGAUAUGGCCUCUUACGGUAUUUAAGAUAUAGCAAGGACCUGGCUGAUUUUUUUUUAUAAAAAAUUGGCACUAAUAAGUGGGUUUAUUGGUCUUUUCUAAUUGUAUAAUUUAAUUUAGUACAAAGUUUGUAAAAUAUCAGAGGAUAUGUAUAUAUUGUUUCUACGACAUGGUAUUGCAUUUAUAUCUUUUUACUACAGUGAUCUGUGACAGCAGCAGCUUCAUGUUGUAUUUUUUUUACUGAAAUUGUAAAAUAUCCAUCUUAAAGACAUCAACUAUUCUAAAAAUUGUGUACAGGAUAUUCCUUUAGUGGUGGAAUUAAAAUGUAUGAAUAUUUGCUUUUUCAAAAAAAAUGUAUUUUCUGUUAAAGGUUUAAAGAUUUUUGCUAUAUAUUAUGGAAGAAAAUGUAAUCGUAAAUAUUAAUUUUGUACCUAUAUUGUGCAAUACUUGAAAAAAACGGUAUAAAAGUAUUUUGAGUCAGUGUCUUAUAUGUUAAGAGGGACUGAAAUAGUUUAUAUUAAGUUUGUAUUAAAAUUCUUUAAAAAAAUUGAAUUGAAUUAAAGAAUUAAAUAGAAUUCUUGAACUAGAGAAAUUCGAUACUAGCCAAUUAAUGCCUGAACCUAAACAUAUCCCAGUGCUACUAAUGCACCAAUACAAGAAGCAGCUGAACCCUUCUACAUAAACCAUUAACAACUACAUCAAAGCUAUAAUUCAAAAAAAAAAGAAGAAAAGAAAGAAUUCUUGUCAAGCCCAGAUCUUUGGAUUCCAGACAUGAUUUUAUUCUCCAGUACAUUGGUACAGAAUGAUUCUUUUAUCUAUUGUCUUUUUUCAAACUGGUUCUGGGACUUCAAAACCGCACCCCUCUGAUAUUAAUUCUACUAGCACCCUUGGAGUCAUUGGUAAGUUUGAACCUGGGACGAUACCUUGUUUUU
Hippopotamus amphibius kiboko is the source of this 2451-nucleotide messenger RNA. RefSeq names its product protein Tob1-like. Gene Ontology annotation, cellular component: nucleus; cytoplasm. Gene Ontology annotation, molecular function: transcription corepressor activity. Gene Ontology annotation, biological process: regulation of gene expression. NCBI's taxonomy places the organism in Eukaryota, Metazoa, Chordata, Mammalia, Artiodactyla, Hippopotamidae. The record is from RefSeq and is a predicted model, not a curated record.